Messenger RNA from Daphnia carinata, 3227 nucleotides. RefSeq names its product MAP/microtubule affinity-regulating kinase 3-like. Gene Ontology annotation, cellular component: cytoplasm. Gene Ontology annotation, biological process: microtubule cytoskeleton organization; protein phosphorylation; intracellular signal transduction. Lineage: Eukaryota; Metazoa; Arthropoda; Branchiopoda; Diplostraca; Daphniidae. Bases 354 to 3008 code for a protein of 884 amino acids. Gene Ontology annotation, molecular function: tau-protein kinase activity; ATP binding; protein serine/threonine kinase activity. The transcript has 18 exons. The record is from RefSeq and is a predicted model, not a curated record.
UCGACAUCUUUGUAGAAAUUGCCCUACCUGGUCAACGUUCACGCUCAUAUUUCACUGAUUCUAACUCGCUAAUCUGCCUAUAGAUUGUUUCAACAAGCCGUCCCUUGUCAAGACUGUGAACAGAAAAGUCUACGUGAAUUGUUCGUUGUUUAGUGCAAAGAGAUGGGAAUCAGUCUCGCGUGAACGUUCGUGAGUGGCCGACAAAAAUCAACCGUUUCUGCCAGUUCGGCCUAGCCCUCUCUCCUGCUUGUCAGGGAAUAUGUACCUUGUGACUGGAUCUGCUCAUUAGUGUAAAUUAGUAUCUGACAUUUGGAAGCUGAAAACCAUUUUUACAUUGCUGGUUCCGGUACAACAUGUCAGCUGGGAUGAGGACCACUCUGCCAACUGUUCCUGAAUCCCUACCUUCUGACCAUGUUUCCACUGCCAAGGUUAAGACUACACCGGUCAAGUCACCUCUGCGGCCGGGGUCGGAUGGCAGCAGUGGCGGCGGCGGAGGUGGAGGAGGAGGAGGAGGUUCUGGCAGCGCAUCUGCGUCUGUUCGAAGUUCCUCCCGGCGCACAUCAGAAGAACCACACAUCGGGAAAUAUCGAUUGCUGAAAACCAUCGGCAAAGGCAAUUUCGCCAAAGUGAAACUAGCCAAACAUAUUCCAACUGGCAAAGAGGUGGCUAUCAAGAUCAUCGAUAAAACACAAUUGAAUCAGGGAAGCCUGCAGAAGCUAUUCAGAGAAGUGCGGAUCAUGAAGAUACUGGACCAUCCGAAUAUCGUGAAACUAUUCCAAGUGAUAGAAACGGAGAAGACGUUGUACCUUGUAAUGGAAUACGCCAGCGGCGGCGAAGUCUUCGAUUAUUUGGUGCUCCACGGGCGCAUGAAAGAAAAGGAGGCCCGCGCGAAAUUUAGACAAAUAGUUUCUGCUGUUCAGUAUUGUCACCAGAAAAGAAUCAUUCAUCGAGAUCUGAAGGCCGAAAACUUGUUGUUGGAUAGUGAAAUGAAUAUUAAAAUUGCUGACUUUGGAUUCAGUAACGAAUUCACGCCGGGAAGCAAGUUGGAUACGUUUUGCGGUAGUCCGCCCUACGCCGCGCCCGAACUCUUCCAGGGGAAGAAAUACGACGGGCCCGAGGUGGAUGUUUGGUCGCUGGGAGUCAUUUUGUACACAUUGGUGAGCGGCUCGCUGCCCUUCGACGGGUCCACACUGCGGGAGCUGAGAGAACGCGUCCUGCGAGGAAAAUAUCGCAUCCCUUUUUACAUGUCAACUGACUGCGAAAAUCUACUCAAGAAGUUUCUCGUUCUGAAUCCGACGAAGCGAGCAUCGCUUGAGGCAAUCAUGAAGGACAAGUGGAUGAAUAUGGGACACGAAGAAGACGAACUGAAGCCUUACUCGGAACCGGAAGUUGACUUGUCUGACCAGAAACGGAUAGAAAUCUUGGUUGGCAUGGGCUACAGUCGGACGGAGAUUGAAGACUCUCUGAAAACUCAAAAGUAUGACGACGUCUUCGCCACCUAUCUGCUGCUUGGAAGGAGAUCAACCGAUCUGGAAAGUGAUGGAUCUAGGUCGGGCAGCUCAUUGUCGUUGCGGGGCGUCCCUCCGCGGACGGAUGCUGCGACUGCUGCGUCAGGGCCAUCUUCUGUCCCUUCUUCGGGUCAUUCGUCUCAAUCGGGAUCAGGAACAGCUACAGUCUCUGUUAGCGCUUCGGGUCAACGAAGUGUCCACCGAUCUAUCUCGGCUACAUCGUCCAAGACGGGCCGCCGAGCGUCCUCCGGUGGCGAGACGCGCGAAGCUGCCACUAAUGCCAGUGCCUCGGGUGCCGCCUCCGCUGCUGCCUCCGGUACCAAUGCCGGAGCUACAACGGCUACGGCCGGCAAUCGUGCUUCGACGGCCGCCACGCCCCAGGUCGCCAAUCACAGUUCGGGUGGAGUCGCGCCCACGAACUUUUUCCGCCGUCAAAACACGGUCGACUCGGCCACCAUUAAGGAGACGUCCGCUCGACUGGGAGCGGGUAACGCCUCUAGCGGGGGACCGACAGGCGUCCGGCCACUGGCUUCGCCGGCUGCCAUUAAAAAUGCUACUGCCAACACAACCGGUAACGCCGGAGCUGCUAGUCCGAGUAGCAGCUUAUUCGGUAAACCACGAGGAUUAACGAAAUCGAACACAAUGGCGGCUAACGCCAAUCGCACUCUGGGCCCAGGAACAACUUCGGUAGGACGCCGCUCAACCAUAGGUUACGAAUCAAAGUCUUCCUCGAGUGAGAAAACAAAUGCCAUCGGCAGCGACGCUCUUUCCACGGUGACGGAGACCAAAGUCAAAGGUCAUGUCAAGUCGGCCUCCAUUUCUACAGCGGUGCGAAGCGAACUCAGUCCGGAGAGCGCCUCGCCCGCCCUCGAUCCGCUUCGAAUCAGUGCUGGACGUACGGUGAGUGGGGCACCGAGUACGGCGGGAGGAUCGUCGGGUGCGGGAACACCGACCGGAUCAGGAUCAAGCACCAACCGUUUCACGACGGGACCGUUCCCCCGCAACGUCCCCAGUCGUUCGACAUUCCACAGCGGGCAAAACCGCCCCCGAAACCAGGCGGCCACGUACGGCGGUGCGGCCGGUGGAGGAAUGGCCGGUGCUGACUCGUCCGGUUUGGGACCAUCGUCACGCACCUCUUUCUUCUCGAAGCUGUCUUCGCGCUUCUCUAAACGUAGUAACGUAAAUGAUGACCAAGUGAAGCCGCGAUCCCUACGCUUCACGUGGAGUAUGAAGACUACUUCCUCGCGCGACCCUAAUGAAAUCAUGAUGGAAAUCCGCAAGGUUCUUGACGCCAACAACUGCGACUACGAACAACGCGAGAGGUUCCUCCUCCUCUGCGUCCACGGCGACCCAAAUACCGACUCCCUUGUCCAAUGGGAAAUCGAGGUAUGCAAACUACCUCGCCUCUCCCUAAAUGGUGUCCGCUUCAAGCGCAUCUCUGGAACGUCGAUCGGAUUCAAAAACAUUGCUUCUAAAAUAGCCAACGAACUGAAACUGUGACUACCAGUCGCCUCUGACAAUUCCGAUUCAGAGCACGAUUGAAGAAAAAGAAGAAAAGAAAGAAAGAAAAAGACAAAAAAAAAGAAAAAAACAGAGUUUAAAAAAUCUGAAAAAAGCAAACGGAAAGAGAGAGAGAAAAAAAUGCAAAUACUUGUACAACAUUUUUAUGAGGAGCGCGCGAGCUAGCUCUUUAAUGGUGUCCAGUUUCCGAGUGAAAAA